AUGCCCGUCGACGAGGGAAAGCAUCGGCCAGACUUGGUAUCUCAAGACUGCUACAUGACUGUGAACUGCGUGGACGAUGCCAGACUUAGGGGCCUGCGCGUACUCCUCAAUACCGCUACAAGUGUCUCGAGGCUACGGCAGUCAUUCGUGCAGGCUAUCAACACGGGAUUGCUUGGGAAUGAGUCCGUCAUCGAAGCCCCCAAGGAUAGUAGGCCCAUCCUGGAAACGUACCACGUCCCUGGCUGGGUGGCCGACCCGAGAUCACGGAUCCAGGUUGUGUACGAGUUUGAAGGCGUGCAUGGCCAAAGUGUCUUGAAUUUCUUCCGGAGCAUGUAUGUCUCGCUGCAUAAAGCGACGGAUGGUGACGACUUCGUCCGGAUGGCCGCACAAUGGCCAGAGAACUACGAGGCCGACAUGCGAGACUACCUCAUCGAGGGGUUGACUGAGGUUGAUAAACGGAAUGAACGGACGAACAUCGACCUCGAUCUACAGCAUAGGCUCCGCCGAGUCAAGCGUUACAAAACCAUCGUCGGAUAUGGCGAGCGGGCUAGACAUGUGCUCGAGAACUACUAG
This is a messenger RNA of Rhodofomes roseus, 573 nucleotides long. RefSeq lists its product as uncharacterized. Bases 1 to 573 code for a protein of 190 amino acids. The transcript is spliced from 4 exons. The record is from RefSeq and is a predicted model, not a curated record. Lineage: Eukaryota; Fungi; Basidiomycota; Agaricomycetes; Polyporales; Fomitopsidaceae.